Molecule: messenger RNA, 3839 nt
Organism: Cyprinodon tularosa
Lineage: Eukaryota; Metazoa; Chordata; Actinopteri; Cyprinodontiformes; Cyprinodontidae
Gene: xpo1a
Product: exportin 1 (CRM1 homolog, yeast) a
Exons: 25
Coding region: 633-3833 (1066 amino acids)
Biological process (GO): ribosomal large subunit export from nucleus; ribosomal small subunit export from nucleus; protein export from nucleus
Cellular component (GO): nucleus; cytoplasm
Molecular function (GO): small GTPase binding; nuclear export signal receptor activity
Source: RefSeq, a predicted model, not a curated record
AUUUUACGCGGCGCUCGGCGGGCCGAAAGACCGAGAAUGAAUAACCCGGUCUCAACCGGUUCUAACCGGUCUGCUGUUGGAAGCAUGAGCUUAGAGGAAGCGCACUUUUCCACGACCUAAUACAUCUCUGCUGUCGCACAAUGUGCAAACAGGAUCAGAAAUAAAACUAGACUAUUUCAAUUCGUGAUUUUGACUCGGAAUAUCGUUCCAUCUUUGACUCCGUGAAUUUGUUGCUGUUAGCUUAGCUGAAGGAUUUAGCCUGUAGUCCUUAAUCAUCAAUGACUUUUCUAUUAUCAGUCGGGUUUAGUAACUGAUAGCUGAAAAUAGGCACAAUUUUCAUAGUGAUUGGAGAAAAGAAGGAUUAUCCGACAUUUCUAGUUUUAAAGUAAGUCGAAGUAGACUGUGUAAAGCUAUUUUAACUUGGCGUUGGUUGCUUUGUGUCAUCUCCGGAAGCUAACAUUAGCAUUUAGCCUGUGAGUGCUAGCUGAAGUGUAGCAUCAGUGUUUGCAAUGAGAUAACGCUUCAUACUGCCUUUCACGCACUGAGGCUCAGAGCAUUUCGGCGUCCAGCUACAGGACAAUUACCACAACACUAGUUUUACGACAAGUGGACAGCACAAACCAGGAAGCUCUAUGCCAGCAGAAAUGACAAUGUUGGCCGAUCAUCCAGCCAGACAGUUGCUGGACUUCAAUCAGAAACUUGACAUCAAUCUGUUAGACACUGUUGUCAACUCCAUGUACCAUGACAUCGGUACCCAGCAACGAGUGGCUCAAGAAGUGCUAACAAACCUGAAGGACCAUCCUGAUGCCUGGACGAGGGUUGACACCAUUCUGGAAUUCUCUCAGAAUAUGAAAACCAAAUAUUAUGCGCUCCAAAUUCUGGAGGCCGUCAUCAAAACACGUUGGAAGAUUCUCCCAAGACAUCAGUGUGAAGGAAUCAAGAAGUAUGUCGUCGGCUUGAUUAUCAAGACUUCCUCUGAUCCUGCAAACAUGGAGAAGGAAGGGGUGUACAUUUCAAAGCUCAACAUGAUCCUCGUACAGAUCUUGAAACAAGAAUGGCCCAAACACUGGCCCACUUUCAUCAGCGAUAUCGUUGGUGCCAGUCGGACCAGCGAAAGCCUCUGUCAGAACAACAUGAUCAUCCUGAAGCUCCUCAGCGAAGAAGUGUUUGACUUCUCCAGUGGCCAGAUUACGCAAGUCAAAGCCAAACACCUGAAAGACAGCAUGUGCAACGAGUUCUCUCAGAUAUUCCAGCUGUGUCAGUUUGUGAUGGAAAACUCCCAAAAUGCACCACUGGUCCACGCCACCCUGGAGACUCUGCUUCGUUUUCUGAACUGGAUUCCUUUAGGAUACAUCUUUGAGACGAAACUCAUCAGCACACUGGUCUUCAAGUUUCUCAACGUUCCCAUGUUUCGAAACGUGACGCUGAAAUGUUUGACUGAGAUUGCCGGAGUGAGUGUCAACCAGUACGAGGAGCCGUUCAUCAACCUGUUCACCUCCACCAUGUCUCAGCUCAAACAGAUGCUGCCGCUGAACACAAACAUCAAACUGGCAUACGCCAACGGGAAAGAUGACGAGCAGAAUUUUAUCCAGAAUCUGAGUCUGUUCCUCUGCACCUUCCUCAAAGAACACGGGCAGCUGGUGGAGAAAAGACCCAACCUGCGUGAGACACUCAUGGAGGCUCUUCACUACAUGCUGUUGGUUUCGGAGGUCGAGGAGACAGAGAUCUUCAAGAUCUGUCUGGAGUACUGGAACCACUUGGCUGCAGAGUUGUACAGAGAGAGCCCCUUCUCCACAUCAAGUACCCCUCUGCUGUCUGAUGUUCCACCUCGAAGACAUCUCUACCUGCCUGUGCUUUCUCAGGUGCGUUUGCUGAUGGUGAGCCGCAUGGCCAAACCAGAGGAGGUGUUGGUGGUGGAGAACGACCAGGGUGAGGUGGUCAGAGAGUUCAUGAAGGACACGGAUGCCAUCAAUCUGUAUAAGAAUAUGAGAGAAACUCUGGUAUAUCUGACACAUCUGGACUAUGCAGACACUGAGCGAAUCAUGACGGAGAAGCUCCACAACCAGGUGAACGGCACUGAGUGGUCAUGGAGGAACUUGAACAUGCUCUGCUGGGCCAUCGGGUCUAUAAGCGGGGCGAUGCAUGAGGAGGAUGAGAAAAGGUUUCUGGUUACAGUGAUCAAGGACCUGCUUGGCUUAUGUGAGCAGAAGAGAGGGAAGGAUAACAAGGCCAUCAUAGCAUCCAACAUCAUGUACAUCGUGGGUCAGUAUCCUCGCUUCCUGCGAGCUCACUGGAAGUUCCUCAAGACCGUCGUCAACAAGCUGUUUGAGUUCAUGCACGAGACCCAUGAUGGUGUGCAGGAUAUGGCCUGUGACACGUUCAUCAAGAUCGCUCAGAAGUGCCGGCGUCAUUUUGUCCAGGUUCAGGUGGGCGAGGUGAUGCCCUUCAUUGAUGAGAUCCUCAACAACAUCAACACCAUCAUCUGUGACCUGCAGCCUCAGCAGGUCCAUACGUUCUAUGAGGCGGUGGGUUACAUGAUCGGAGCGCAGACGGACCAGGCGGUCCUGGAGCUCCUCAUAGAGAAGUACAUGCUGCUUCCUAACCAGGUCUGGGACAGCAUAAUCCAGCAAGCCACCAAGAAUGUGGACAUCCUGAAGGACGCCGAGACGGUCCGCCAGCUCGGCAGCAUCUUGAAGACCAACGUCAGAGCCUGUAAAGCCGUGGGUCAUCCUUUUGUCGUCCAACUGGGUCGAAUCUACCUGGAUAUGCUCAACGUCUACAAAUGCCUGAGCGAAAACAUUUCCUCUGCUGUCCAGACAAACGGUGAGAUGGUGACGAAGCAGCCUUUGAUUAGGAGUAUGAGGACGGUCAAGAGGGAGACGCUCAAACUGAUUUCAGGCUGGGUCAGUCGCUCCAACGACCCUCAGAUGGUGGCAGAGAACUUUGUGCCCCCCCUGCUGGAGGCAGUGCUCAUUGACUACCAGAGGAACGUCCCUGCUGCAAGAGAGCCAGAGGUCCUCAGCACCAUGGCAACCAUCGUCAACAAACUGGGAGUCCACAUUACGGGCGAGAUCCCAAAGAUCUUCGAUGCUGUCUUCGAGUGCACUUUAAACAUGAUCAACAAGGACUUUGAAGAGUUCCCAGAACAUCGAACCCAUUUUUUCUACCUGCUUCAAGCUGCCACCUCCCAGUGCUUCCCAGCCUUUCUGGCCAUCGCACCGGCCCAGUUUAAACUGAUCCUAGACUCCAUCAUCUGGGCCUUUAAGCACACGAUGAGGAACGUUGCUGACACAGGUCUACAGAUCCUCCUCACACUCCUGCAGAACGUGUCUGCAGAAGAGGCAGCAGCUCAGAGCUUCUACCAGACAUACUUCUGUGAUAUUCUGCAGCACAUUUUCUCCGUGGUCACAGAUACGUCUCACACCGCAGGUCUGACCAUGCACGCCACCAUCUUGGCCUACAUGUUUAACUUGGUGGAAGAAGGGAAAGUCAGCGUUGCUCUGAGCACCACCAACCCCACCAACAACCAGCUGCAUGUUCAGGAGUACAUCGCCAACCUGCUCAAAAUGGCCUUCCCUCACUUACAAGAUGCCCAGGUGAAGGUGUUUGUUACGGGUCUGUUCAGCCUGAAUCAGGACAUCCCAGCCUUCAAGGAGCACCUGAGGGACUUCCUCGUUCAGAUUAAGGAGUUUGCUGGUGAGGACACGACGGAUCUGUUCCUGGAGGAGAGAGAAGCGGCUCUUCGCCAAGCCCAGGAGGAGAAACACAAGCUGCAGAUGUCUGUUCCUGGAAUACUUAACCCCCAUGAGCUGCCGGAGGAGAUGUGCGACUAAAGCAAC